Adineta ricciae is the source of this 1050-nucleotide messenger RNA. The record is from the annotation of a GenBank genome assembly. NCBI's taxonomy places the organism in Eukaryota, Metazoa, Rotifera, Eurotatoria, Adinetida, Adinetidae.
AUGUCCAAUCAGCCAACUAGCAAGGACGAUCAAGAAGAACAAAAAAGCAAAAAACCAGCUGAUACAGCAUUUAAACAGCAACGUUUACCUGCUUGGCAACCGAUAAUAACUGCAGAUACAGCCUUGCCGGUAUUUUUAAUUAUUGGUUUACUUUUCAUUCCAAUUGGUAUCGUCUUAGUGGUGACAUCGGAACGCGUACUCGAAUAUGAUCUCGACUACACAGAAGGAAAUUGUAUGAGCACAACUGUGAGCAACACAACAUGCGCUAAGGUUUUACAAAAUGGAGGAUCUUCAUGUACCUGUGAUAUACCAAUCAAUUUGGAUCAACCUUUCACAGGGAAAGUUUAUUUCUAUUAUGGUCUGGUAAAUUAUUAUCAAAACCAUCGUCGCUAUGUUAAAUCUCGUGAUGACAAUCAAUUAUUGGGUAAAACAGAUGCAGUGAGCAAAGAUUGUCAACCUUUUCAAAAGUCAGUGAACGGUUCUGAUUAUACACCGUGCGGUGCAAUUGCUAAUUCGAAAUUUAACGAUUCAUUAACACUCGUUUUCAAUGGAAGUCAAACUGUUCCACUUCUAAAUACUGGCAUCGCUUGGACAACGGAUAAAGAUGUUAAAUUCAAAAAUCCAAAUAAUGCUUCGACUUAUUUUCAAAAUAAUCCGCCUCCACCUAAUUGGAAGUAUACUGCAUGGGAUCUAGAUAAGAACAACAGUGACAACAAUGGUUAUAAAAAUGAAGAUUUCAUCGUUUGGAUGCGAACAGCUGCAAUGCCAGCAUUUCGUAAACUGUACCGACGACUCAAUACAAAUAGUUCGCAAACAUUUCAAGGUGGUUUACCACAAGGAAACUAUACAUUGAAAGUUCAAUAUAAUUACCCGGUCAUAAAUUUUUCCGGACGAAAACAAUUUAUUAUCAGUACAACAUCAUGGAUGGGAGGAAAAAACCCGUUUCUCGGUUGGGCCUAUAUUGUCGUUGGAAUUGUUUGUAUGAUUGCAUUCGUGGUCUUUUUUAUCCUUCAUAAAACAUGGAAAUUACAAAAUCGACCACCAACAUAA